Pyrus x bretschneideri (Chinese white pear) is the source of this 1000-nucleotide messenger RNA. RefSeq names its product DNA mismatch repair protein MLH1-like. Lineage: Eukaryota; Viridiplantae; Streptophyta; Magnoliopsida; Rosales; Rosaceae. Gene Ontology annotation, molecular function: mismatched DNA binding; ATP-dependent DNA damage sensor activity; ATP binding. Bases 133 to 621 code for a protein of 162 amino acids. Gene Ontology annotation, biological process: mismatch repair. The transcript is spliced from 5 exons. The record is from RefSeq and is a predicted model, not a curated record. Gene Ontology annotation, cellular component: MutLalpha complex.
CGUGUGAGCGGCAACACUCGGCGUUUGAGGACUGGCAGUCGAUAAAGUCGAUGGGGUUCAGAGGAGAAGCACUUGCCAGCAUGACAUACGUAGCUCACGUCACCGUCACCACUAUUACCAAAGGCCAGUUGCAUGGCCAUAGAUUCUGCUGAUGAUCAUUCAAAGAUUGUAGAUUUGCUAAGCCGGUUUGCAAUUCAUCAUAUGAAUGUUAGCUCCCCCUGCAGAAAGCAUGGAGCUGCUGGAGCAGAUGUUCAUUCUGUUUCCACAGCAUCAGGGAUUGAUGCAAUUCGAUCGGUGUACGGGGGUGUCUGUUGCUCGCAGUCUGAUGAAAUAGAAGCUUCAGAUAAAGAUCCUUCUAGCUCAGUUUUUCAGAUGGACGGCUUUAUCUCCGAUUCCAAUUAUGUUGCGAAGAAGAUGACCAUGGUGCUUUUUAUAAAUGAUAGAUCGGUAGAUUGCAGUGAUCUGAAGAGAGCUCUAGAAGUUGUUUAUGCUGCAACAUUGCCAAAAGCAUCAAAACCCUUCAUAUACAUGUCAAUUAUGUUACCACCUGAACAUGUUGAUGUGAACGUUCACCCAAACAAAGAGAGAGGUAAGCCUUCUGAAUCAGGAAAUCAUCAUUGAGACACAAACAUUUCAGGAACAAUAGACAGAAUUGCACUUAUCUUCUGAAAAAAACAAACAAAACCCACCAAGCAGAAGAGCAGAAACAUUGUAAGCUAUCUGGACAGACUAUCCAGAAAUAUUAUCUGAUACAAAGUUGCAAAUAUGCCUCUAUAUCAAACACAAAACAUUGAAUUUCAUUACCUUCUUGUUAUUGACCUCUUUCUCAGUCAGAAUCGCCAGAGCUUCCGAACCGUCGACCAGGACCAUGUCACCUUCACACAACUGUGGCCGGAGCUGAAGAGGAGAUUCAGGAUUAUAAUAUAUCAUACUGACUUAUAUUCUUGUUGCAAACAUAAACAAGUGAUCAAAUAAAACCUAACCUGACCAUCUGACAAAU